UGACAUAACGUAGAUAUUGUGAUAAUAUAUACUACGCCAACGUCUAAAAUAAUAACAUUUAGGGAGCGCAGUUACUACACAACGAUUAAUUUCAUAUUGUCCCGUAAAUGUAAUUGUCUGCAAUUACCGAACACGUGUUCAUUAACGUAAUGUAGUACUACCUACGUAGGUAUUUAUAGGUAUUGGUGUAUAAAUAAAUAUAAUAUAACACAAUACCAGACCCAACGUUAUUGUUAAUGAUAGUAGAAUAUGAACGAUAUAUAGCAUACAAUAACGUAUACACAAUAUUACAAUAAUAUUAUGUAGCGUAUAAUAACAUUAUAUACAUUUAGGUAUGCUUAUAUAAUAUUAUUUUAUUCAUUUAAAUCAAUCUAUAAGACGUAUUAAUGCCUUAUGCAGGUAUGCUGUAGAGUCGAUAUUAUAAUAAUACCGACGAGUACCUACGAUUUUUUUUUUCAAACCACAAUCGCCGGACGUUACCGUGUCAAACCGUGACCGUCGAUACCUAUACGAUUACCAAACAAUUAUCCGUGGUCUUCCGUGUUGGAGCUUUGUAAAAGUAAAAGCGUUUGUGUAUAAAUAUAUAAACAUGUACCUAUAUAAUAAUAUAUACCUAUGUGCGAAGUGUUAAAAUAUAUGUGUUGCGGCUCUGCGCAGGCAAAAAAAGCUGGUUAGAUUUAACGGCAAUUAUUGUAAUUGCCACGAUUGUCACUUGCAUAUGUUAUUCGUAAACCUACAGUAUAUUUAUUCGUGUUAACGUUUACAUAUGCAUUUUUUUAUUUUUUUUUUUUUUUUAAUAUCACUUUACGAAAUUUGGCGACCAACACAACAACAGCAGUUGAACACGCUCGAAAAUAAUGGCUGCGUUUUUCGAGGUGGCCUGGAAAUUGUUGACGACAUUUAAACACUAUAUUUACGCUGCAACUGCACAAGUCAUUUAAACUUUCGACACACUUUUCAACUGUGUUUUAAACAAACAGUGCGCUUAUCAACGGAAAAUGGCUAAAUUCAACCUUUGUCGACGACUCUUCACCAUCCAGUUAAUUUGCAUGACAAUCAGUAUCCUCCUUGUUGAUGUUGAAGGUGGAUUUUUGAGUGGAGUGGUUCAGGGAUGCAAAACAAUGACUAGAAGCUUAGCCAGGAUACCGUCGAAGCUGGCGGAAGGCGGCCAGUACGCGACGAUGAAGGUGGUCGGUGGCAUGGGCAACGCCGUCAGGCCGAUUCAGCCGUUGAAACGGAUUGUGGACGCGACUGGCAGUGCCAUGUCCAACGUGAUGGGGUCCGCCAGCCGCCUGCUGGGGAAGACGGUGGAACCUCCGAAUAAAAUCAUUUUUCUGUACAGCCGUCCGCUCAAUCACCUGGGCACGUCGAGGGUGUACCAGGAAGCGGUUCGGACAGUCAUCGCGCAUGCGCUCACCAACGUGGUGCUGCACAAGGACGAAAUGGCUGAGGCUGCGGACACGCCGACGGACCUGGGUGCGAUGCCCGUGCUCCAAUCCGUGGUGGAAAAGCUCGAGAGGGCAGGGGCUUCCGACGAUGACAUCGCCGACAUCAUCAGCGUGUUGGGCCGCAAUGGCAAACAGGACCUGCCCGUCCAGAUCCAAUCAAUGGUCCUUGGCAUUCUAAAAGAUAGAAAUGGGAACUUUAAAAGCGACGGACCCAUGAAUGAAUUACGUUGGAUUGCAGAGCACCCUCGUGGAUUCUACGAGAUGGAUGACAAAGAAAGGACUGAUUACAAAUUGAAGACGCAAAAACAGUACAGGAGUUGUACGGUUUUACAUCCACCAUCUUUCGACAUAAUAAAUACAUAAAUUAACUGUGUUACGGUUAUAAUUGCAAGCGUUGGCUCAGACUUUCUAAUCCUAAUCGAUAGAAAAUGAAUUAAUAAAUUAUAUUUAAUUUAAUAAAUUAUUUAUUAAUGAAAUUAAUGUGUAUUUUUGUGAGUUUUAUUACGUUUUCCACAUUAUUUCAAUACGAUAAAAUAACAAUAUACUUAAUAAAUAAUAAUAAUAUAAAUCA
This is a messenger RNA of Metopolophium dirhodum (rose-grain aphid), 2019 nucleotides long. RefSeq lists its product as uncharacterized. The record is from RefSeq and is a predicted model, not a curated record. The transcript has 4 exons. Bases 999 to 1811 code for a protein of 270 amino acids. NCBI's taxonomy places the organism in Eukaryota, Metazoa, Arthropoda, Insecta, Hemiptera, Aphididae.